CGUUACGUUUCCGGAAACAAAAGUAAACAACGGGUUCCAGAAGGAAAAUGAUAUUUACUCGUCCACGCUCGUUCCGUCUCUUUGAUUUUUCAUCGUCCUUAUUUAUUAUUUAUGAAGGCAUUACAUUUCGAGAAGACAGGCCCAGUUAAACGCAAACUGAAAGCCGGUGAAACUCCCGCAGAGCUCAGGGGAAGCGGCUGCGGCAGCCGCUAAGGAGAGCUAGCUCGACAUGGCAUCUUUCUGUUUGAGUUUGUUUACAGCAUGGGAUGCUCUCACGACAACGACUUAAACACAGCUCGUCCACAUUAGAUUUAGCAAUGUUAGCCAUCAGAUCUUCAGACGAGGAGUCCACUGAGAUUGAGGAGAUGGACACCUCGGAGCCAAACUGGUGCUGGUUCUACUUGGCCGAAUGCGGAGUCUGGCACAUGUUUGAGAUCGAUCCCAGCGCAGCCUGCUCAGUGACCAGCGCUCAGAUUGAGCAGUGCUAUAACAGGAACCAGCGAGGGGUCAUGGAGUUCUACACAGCCAAAUACACCUACAGGCUGGACUUCUCAGUUAUGCGACAGAUUAACGUGACAACAGGAAAACAGAGGCCAAUUAAACGCUCCCUACACUCUGCCACUGGCUUCCGGUUUAUUUGUGAUAAUCUGGCCUUGCCUGUGCCAUGUCACUGGGAGAGAAUCAAUACAGACGAGCCCUAUCAACUUAUCCAGCUCGGCAGAGACACAUAUGAGUUUAAGGAAGUAGCCAGGCUGUACGAUAGGACGAUGGAUCAUCCAAUAAAAUCCAUCCAGAGGAUCCAGAACUUGGACUUGUGGGAGUUCUUCUGCAGGAAGAAAACACAGUUGCGAAAAGUCAAGCGAACUCUGGAUAUUGAAGAGCGAAUGCUGUUUCAUGGAACAGGACACAGCAACAUACAAGCUAUUUGUACGUUUAACUUUGACUGGCGUCUGACAGGGAGUCAUGGUGAUGUUUAUGGCAAAGGGAGCUACUUUGCCCGCGACGCCAAAUAUUCCAGUAAAUUCUGCCACACAACCGGGAAACAUAACACCACCUUGCAAAGGCACGGACUCGCUCCGCCUAUAUUUGCCAACGAGCCGCCCUAUAAAACCAUGUUCCUCGCCAGAGUGCUCGUUGGCGAAUACACAGUCGGUCAUCCCAUGUAUUGCAGGCCGCCCUCCAAGGAUGCCAGCUUCACCAACUUCUACGACAGCUGCGUGGACGACAUGGCCAACCCAAAGAUAUACGUUAUAUUUGACAGCAAUCAGAUCUACCCAGAGUAUCUGAUCGAGUUCUACUGAUGAGAAAAUAGUUGAUGAACAGUUUCGAUUUUUGGAAAUGGGAGAAGAAAACAAAGAAAAGAAAGAAAAAAAACAAAACGUCACUUCCAGUGAGUAACUGGAGCAUUGGAUUAUUAUUUUUUUCUUUAAAGUGCCUUUGGAAAUGUUUAAAAGGUGGAAAAACAAUGGCGGCUUUCUGAACACAUUGAUCAAAAGUUAAAAAUACUGACAUGUGUGCUUUGUUUUGUACUAUAUGUCACUUCGCUUCUUACACUGUCUGCACUGAGUGGCUUCAGUUUGGAGAUUUAAGGCAAUGUUCCAACUCUGACUCCUCGUCUUAUUUUUAAUCCACAGUGCCAUACAUAUGCCAAUUUAUUAUACCAAAAAUAUGUUGUGGUCUCAUCUGUUGUUAGUUUGUUACAAUGAAGGACUGUGAGUGCCUGCAUUUGUUCGCAGUAGUUUACAUACGGUCCUAUUGGCAUUAAUGUCAUGACAGUGUGUGGCUUUUAUGGUGAUUUAUGAUCGUUCUUUUUCCAGGGAAGGAGCGAUUAUACAACGUAGCACUACAAAGAAUUUAAUAAGAAUUUUUUUUUUUUCAUUUUUCCUAAUUGGCGGCUCAAAAUUAUAAACAUAGAUUUUGGAUAACUACCACUAUUAAGUUUGUAGUUUGAUGGGAGUUUGGCUGUAUCCAAACUUCAACCAUUUGGCCCAAACCUCCAUUAAGAGAGCCUGGGUUAGGAUGUUAGGUUAGGAAAUCCACUUGAAGUUUCUGAAGAAAUUCCUGGUAACACUUCACCUAAAACCUUUAGCGCACCAUGAGUCAUGUUGCCAUCCAAAGCACCUUUCUUACUGUCACUGUUAUUAUUUAAGCGUGACCUUUUGACAAAUUCUUCUCAUAAUAAGCUUCUACCUCUGUGUUAUUUAAACCAUGCAUCAGUGCACUUUUUACCCUUUCUGUGAAAGGUUUUACUCCUAACUGUGUCACUGCGACACAAACUUGUGAUGAUAUGUUUGUCUGUAGCUCCCAAGUGUAUCUUUAGAGGUUUUGACGACUGAACUUGCAUUUUUAUUUUGUUACGAAGAGUUAUCGUGGCUUAGUUCAUGUCCGUUGGAAACCAGACGAGCGUCACAUUAGAAAUGCAGUCCUGUAUGUGUGAGAUCAUCAACAGCUGUACCUGAGGAAAACAAGUCACCUUUGCACCUGGAGUACAUUUAACCUGUUAUAAAUGUCAGAACAUAACAUGCUUUGUGAAAGUAUCUGAAUGCCUUAAACUUUUCCCCAUUUGCCACAUUAUGACUAUGUAUUUUGUUUUAUUGGGAUUUUAUGUGAUAGAUUGUCCAAAUUUAACCAAUAGAAAUCUGAGCAGUGUGGCAUACAUUAGUACUCACCUUCUUGAGUCAUAACUUUGUAGUUUGCUUAAAUUAAAGUGGCAAGUCUUUUGGGUAAGGAUGUUAGGUUAGGAAAUCCACAGCUAGAGAUUAAAAUAGUCUGACCACAGUUUCCCAGUUGAAUUUGGGCCUGGAAUUUGACUGGGCUGUUAUACAUAGUUAAACUAUCCUCUUUUGGAUCUUUGUCUGAGUUUGACAUUUUUUGCCACUACUAAAAGUUUUCUUCCAGAUUAUCUUCACAUCAACCGAACAAGCCCUGCUAAAUGAAAGCUUCCACUAUUGAAAAGGUCUGUUUAGACUGAACAGUGAUGUGUUGAUUUGUGUUCCUCCUCGCAGUGCUUUGCAUAUUGGCCAAGCAGUAAAAGCACUUUGUGCUCGGUUCGUGUGUGGUGUGUUGCUCCUGGACACAGACUCCAGACUCCUCCAGACUCAUAUAAUACAUAAAACGGAAAUAUUUAAUUAUUUCUUGCGCAGCCCAGUACCAAUUGGUCCACGGACCAGUACCAGACCGCGGCCCGGGGAUUGGGAACCACUGAUAUAAUUACUCUAAACUCUCAAUAUUUGCUGAACAUUAACUGAAAAUUUAAUGAGUAAGCUUUUUGGAGACCUUGAAAGUGAAAUUAAUUUCUUGGUCUCUAUUGUGACCGGUGGGCUAAUAAAUGGGCUAAUAUUAAUAAAUUAGGUGAUUUGCUUAUGAGUUUCAAACUAAAAAUGGGGAAAGUAAAAACGCAUGCCACACUUUCCAGAAAAACUAUCCAGCAUGUUUUAUGUCCUUCCUCCUCACAAUUCAACACUACUUAGUGUCGCUCUAUCAAAUAAAGUUCCUAUAAAAUACAUAAAAGUUUGUGGCGGUAACACAAUGUGGAAUAGUUCAACCAGAAUAAGUACUUUUAGAAUGCACAGGAUGUACUGAAAUAAGUAAUGUUGCUUAAUAAUGUAAUAUUGCUUUUGCUCUGUUAUUUGGAUGAUUGUAUCUAUUACCAGCUGGUAUAAGAACGGACCAUUUUGGCUUCUGUUAAAAAGCUGUUGCUGUAGUUCAUAACUGAUAGCUUUGAGUGUAUGAGUCGGAUUUAUUGACAACUGUAUGUUUCUGUGUGUAUGUUGCACAGCAUAAUAAAAUUUUGCAGCACAGAAUCAAAUACUUUACAGUCUGCAGCU
Molecule: messenger RNA, 3827 nt
Organism: Poeciliopsis prolifica (blackstripe livebearer)
Lineage: Eukaryota; Metazoa; Chordata; Actinopteri; Cyprinodontiformes; Poeciliidae
Product: protein mono-ADP-ribosyltransferase PARP11-like
Exons: 8
Coding region: 267-1301 (344 amino acids)
Molecular function (GO): NAD+ poly-ADP-ribosyltransferase activity
Source: RefSeq, a predicted model, not a curated record